UUUUACUCAUUGUUCUGAGUAUCAUCCUACCGCAGUUGAGGUGAGGCAGAGAGGACAAAGUAUAUCGUUGGAAAAGUCUGUUUGUGGACCUGCGUAGACUUGGAAUAUUCGAAACAAUUUCGUGUAUUUUGACAGGUCUUCUCCUCCGUUGUUGUUGGUUUGAGCCCAGGAGGCCACCAUGGAAAUGCAGAUGGGCAAUGAUGGGAGGGUGAAGGUGAAAGAGUGGCAGCAGACCUACUACGCCGGGGACUCUGGGAUCCAGUCAGGAGCCACCACAGUGAGGACCGAUGACGACGGGACCGAGUACAGCACCAAGCAGUACAGGACCGUCACCACCACCGUCGUCUCAGAGAACCCUGCUGAAGUGGAGUCUCAGUACGCCCUGACCCGGGCCCAGCGUGUCCGAGCGGCCAUGUUCCCAGAGACGGUGAUGGAGGGCACGACCAUCCUGUCCACCCAGACUGACCCGUCCCAGAUGACCAACGUCCAGCGGCUGGCCGAGCCCUCGCAGCUCCUGAAGACGGCUAUCGUCCACCUCAUCAACUACCAGGACGACGCCGAGCUGGCCACGCGCGCCAUCCCCGAGCUCACCAAGCUGCUCAACGAUGAGGACCAGGUGGUGGUCAACAAAGCCUCCCUGAUCGUCAACCAGCUGACCCGUAAGGAGGCGUCUCGCCGGGCGCUGAUGUCGUCCCCCCAGAUGGUGGCGGCGGUGGUGCGGGCCAUGCAGAACACCGGGGACAUGGAGACCGCCCGGGCUACAGCCAGCAUCCUCCACAACCUGUCCCACCAGAGAGAGGGCCUGCUCUCCAUCUUCAAGUGUGGGGGCAUCCCUGCCCUGGUCCGCAUGCUCAGUUCUCCCAUGGAGUCUGUGCUCUUCUAUGCCAUCACCACCCUCCACAACCUGCUACUGCACCAGGAGGGAGCCAAGAUGGCGGUGCGCCUGGCCGACGGCCUGCAGCGAAUGGUGCCUCUGCUGAAGAAGAGCAACCCCAAGUUCCUGGCAAUCACCACCGACUGCCUGCAGCUGCUGUCCUACGGCAACCAGGAGAGCAAGCUGAUCAUCCUGGCUAACAGUGGUCCGGAGGGCCUGGUCCACAUCAUGAGGAACUACAGCUAUGAGAAGCUCCUGUGGACCACCAGCCGCGUGCUCAAAGUUCUCUCUGUCUGCCCCAGCAACAAACCUGCCAUCGUGGAUGCUGGUGGGAUGCAGGCUCUGGGGAUGCACCUGACAGGCUCCAGUCAGCGUCUGAUGCAGAACUGUCUGUGGACCCUGAGGAACCUGUCUGACGCCGCCACUAAACAGGAGGGUCUGGACAGUCUUCUUCAGACCCUCGUUGGUCUCCUGAGCUCUGACGACGUCAACAUGCUCACCUGCUCCACUGGCAUCCUCUCCAACCUCACCUGCAACAACGCUCGCAACAAGGCAAUGGUCACCCAGGGCAACGGCAUCGAGGCGCUCAUCCACGCCGUCCUGAGGGCGGGAGAGAAGGAGGACGUGGCGGAGCCGGCCGUGUGCGCCCUGCGUCACCUGACGUCGCGCCACUCCGACGCCGAGGUGGCCCAGAAUGCCGUGCGCAUGCAUUAUGGCAUUCCCGCGAUCGUCAAGCUGCUCAACCAGCCCUACUACUGGCCUGUCGUCAAGGCUGUGGUUGGUCUGAUCCGUAACCUGGCACUGUGCCCAGACAACCAGACCCCUCUGAGGGACGCCGGGGCCAUCCCCCGCCUGGUCAAUCUGCUGCUCAAAGCCCACCAGGACGCCCAGAAACACGGCUCCGCCGCACAGCAGACGUACCAGGAUGGCGUGAGGAUGGAGGAGAUCGUGGAGGGGUGCACAGGGGCCCUGCACAUCAUGGCCAGAGACCCCAUCAACAGGGGAGAGAUCGCCAGCAUGCAGACCAUCCCACUCUUUGUACAGCUGCUGUACUCUCCAGUGGAGAACGUGAAGCGCGUGUCAGCGGGGGCUCUGUGUGAGCUGGCCCUGGACAAGCAGUCUGCUGAGAUGAUCGACGCAGAGGGAGCCUCCGCGCCGCUCAUGGAGCUGCUGCACUCCAACAACGAGGGCAUCGCCACCUAUGCGGCCGCCGUUCUCUUCCGCAUCUCCGAGGACAAGAACUCCGACUACAAGAAGCGCGUGUCCGUGGAGCUCACGCACUCCCUGUUCAAGCACGACCCCGCCGCCUGGGAAAUGGCCCACAAUGCUGUCCCCAUGGAGGCAGGCUACGCAGCAGACGAGCUGGAUGCAGGCUACCCCCAUUAUGUCGACUACCCUGCUGACAUGCCCAUGGAAGGAGAGAUGGGGAUGUCCGAUGUUGAGUACCAGACCGGCGGCAUGAACUACGACAUGAGGCAACCGGGAUAUGCUGAGCGCUAUUAGGACAAGGGUCCGUGCAUACAGCCAAUAGACAAAUGUACACGCGCUCUUAUUGUCAAGCGCGCAGAUACACGGAGACCGAGCAGCCAUUAGUUACAUACACCUAUUAUUAUAAAAACAAGUCGCACCACUUUUUUAAUAAAGAUACUGUUCUCUCUACAGACACUGAAGGGAGGAAGAAGCAGAGGGGGAGGGGGAGAAGAAAUCACACAAUCUUCAAAUGGAGUGAUUACAUUUAACAUUUAAGUCAUUUAGCAGACGCUCUUAUCCAGAGCGACUUACAAGUACAUACAUUCAUACUUUUUUUGUACUGGCCCCCCGUGGGAAUCGAACCCACAACCCUGGCGUUGCAAGCGCCAUGCUCUACCAACUGAGCCACACGGGGCCACAACACAUUGAGUGAUGUCAAUCUGUCUCUGCUCAUCUCGAUGUAGUAUAUGCAAUUAUCACUGACUGUGGGACUCCGAUUCUAACAGGGCUUACCUUCUGUUUUCUAAGAAUAAUAUUGAUGAUGCACCGGUUUUUAGUCGGACGUUUUAAGGUUGUUGUUGUUGCGCUUUUCGGUGGGUAAUCGAUGCCAAAGAGAUUUUAUUUUGUGACGAUAAUCAUGUAGCUUCCUUUUUUAUUUUUUUUAUUUCAAUACUAGUUGAAAACACUGCCAGAGGUGACUGGACAAUGAUGUGUAGUGUACAGCUCACCUGCUUACUUUCAACACUAUUUGCUGUUAACAUUUUUCCAACUGUGUUUCUCGAAAGUCUGCAUGAGCUAAUACUGACUCAGUGGUGUAAUAUUCUUACAUUUGACUCUCACAGUAGAAGAGAACCCAAUAGGGGGAGUCUACUGGAGGCCCUAAAUCAAGAACCUUAGGUGGAACGCUACUGACAGGGAAAUUUUGUCUUUCUACAUAAAGGUUUUUACUUCAAUUUUGUUUAAGAAAAUAAAGAAUAUAUUAAUGUA
Messenger RNA from Salvelinus fontinalis (brook trout), 3331 nucleotides. Its product is annotated as junction plakoglobin-like. The transcript is spliced from 15 exons. The coding region runs from base 179 to 2377 and encodes 732 amino acids. Gene Ontology annotation, cellular component: catenin complex; adherens junction. Gene Ontology annotation, molecular function: alpha-catenin binding; cadherin binding; transcription coactivator activity. The record is from RefSeq and is a predicted model, not a curated record. Gene Ontology annotation, biological process: positive regulation of transcription by RNA polymerase II; cell adhesion. NCBI's taxonomy places the organism in Eukaryota, Metazoa, Chordata, Actinopteri, Salmoniformes, Salmonidae.